Molecule: messenger RNA, 3634 nt
Organism: Schistosoma margrebowiei
Lineage: Eukaryota; Metazoa; Platyhelminthes; Trematoda; Strigeidida; Schistosomatidae
Source: the annotation of a GenBank genome assembly
AUUGGAUGGGGCGCUCCAUCUAAUAAACAAGGUCAUUAACGAUUCGUUUUUGAUGCUGUAACGUCCAUGAAGAAUGUAGCACUCACCAGCAUUAUCUUAGUUUAUCAUGCUAUAACUUGUGAUGUUUUCGCGAAUAAUUAUGUCCUGCUUUCUAGUUUCGAUAAGCCGUGCAAAGAAAGGCAUGACAAAGGAUUUGUCGCUAAUUAUGUAGUGGAUGAUAUUACAAUUCGUGAACAGUUAGUGUUAUCUUGGCCUGGGGAUUUAAAUACGUCUUCGUUUUAUAAUCCUCCAAGGACUCCGAAAUUUGCAUUGUGUCCUGGAUUAGUCAUUCAUCCUUCUGGUCGUUUUGUAAAAAGAUCAUUCCCAGAAGGUCUAGCUCUCUUUUGGUUAUUAAGAGCUAAUAUCCACUUUACUUGUCCUAAAAAUGCCCAUUUGUCUGAAUCCUUUUAUCUUCAAUUGGAACAAUGGAUUGAAUCGUUGGAGUGGAACACAAAACACUGGCGGCAAGAUGCUUUAAAGGAUCAAGAUGGUGAUACCAUAGAUUCAACUAGUAUCGGAGAAGCACCUGAUGAAAUCUUACUGAUCAACUGCUCAAGUUCUUACAUUGGUCAGUCUAACCAUUGGAGUUUAUCUGGAUAUUUACGAAGAAUUCGCAUUACUUGGAAGCUGAGAAACGAAACAGAAGUUACAGAUCUUUCGACAAUUACAAAUACAUCACUGUCGAGUACUUCUUCCUCUGUUAUCUUUUUGAAUACAAGUUUCAGUGACUCUUCAUUGUCAUCAACAUCCCACUUAAACAAUCUGAAUAAUCAACAUUUUCUUUCCAGAUCAGGCAUUAAAUUUCUUGUGCGUAUCUCUUCACAUAUGCUAUUCGUAGGAAAUUUCUCUAUGGAACGCCAGAAAGCAUUAUGUGAAUUUUUCUCUGGAUUUUGGUGUUUUCAAUCUUUAUCUACUUCCAAUACUACGUCAACUAACCAUCAUCACCAAGACAACCAAACUAAUCAUUUAUCAUCGUCUACGUCAAUGUCGUCCUCACCACUAACACCAUUGCCCAAUCAGUAUAAUAUCUUAUCAAGUAAACAUCCUAUUUGUGUUCAAGCUACAAUGCUGUGUGAUAGCCUUCCAGAUUGUGAUUUGAGAGUACCUAUGAAUGAAGUUAAUUUAUCACAGGAUGAAGCGAAUUGUAAUAUGAUCCCAUCAAAUUAUUCCCUGAAAACAUCUUCUAAAUUAUCUAAAGACCAUCAUUGGAUAUCUAAAUUACCAUGGAUAGUUCUUGCACCGGUACCUGCUAUAUUAAUCUGUGCUCUAAUACGUAUAUGUUCACAGAAACGUCAAUUAGACAUGAUUGAAGAUAAUAAUAAUAAUAAUCAUUAUAAUUUUAAUAUAAAUAAUCUUAAUGAAUGUUCAACAGUAAUAUCCAGUUCCAUAACAACAACAACAACAACUACAAAUCAUUGUGAUAAAUGUUUACAUCUACAAUACAAAAAAUUACCUACUAAUUAUUUUAUAAUUAAACGUAAAUUACACAAUUAUCGAGGAAGUAUACCGGGACUAUUGAAUCGAAUAAAUAAAUUAUCUAGUGUUAUUGAAGUUGAUGAUGAAAUUGAUCCCAGUAUAGAUCAACAAGUGAAUAUAUUGAAAAUGAAACCAUUGAAUAAUACUAAUACUAAUACUACUACUAAUGAUAAUAAUAUUAAAACAAAAUUGACAAAUAAUUCAAAUCAUUGUGGUAAUUCAUUGCAACAUUGUUAUUCCUUGCCUGAAUUUACUAUAAAGCAUCAUGAUAAGGAUGACGAUGAUGAUGAUGAUAGAUUUAAUAAUGAUUUGAUGUGUUAUAGUGUUAACAAUGUGAUUAUUUCCAAUCGAAAUUUUCAUGCAAUCAGUACUUGUUCAAGUCGUGAAGCAAGUUUCAAUGAUGGUGAUGAUGAUGAUGAUAAUGGUGAUAGGCUUAAUAUCAAUCAAAAUCUUAUUACACAAUAUCAAUCGAUAGAAUCAUUUAAUAAUAAUAAUAAUAAAAGCAAAAGUUGUGAUAGUCUACAUAAAAUAAGUAAACAAAAUAAAAAAAUGUAUUAUUUAUCGAUUUCUCCUUGUUCUUCCACUUCAUCAUCAAUCGAUCGUAAUAAUGAUGAGAAUAAAAAGAAUCAUGUAAAGAUUUUAUCUGAUUCCCCCAGUGAUAACAAUAGUCAAUUGAUCAUCCAAAAAUUUCCUAAAACAAUCAUAAUAUCCAAUCAAUAUUUUAAUAAUAAUAAUAAUAAUUCAUUAUCAAAUUUCAAAUUGAAUAUGACCGCUCAAUAUAAUAAUCAAUAUCAUGAUGAUGAUGAUGGUGGUGACGGUGACAGUGACGGUGACGGUGACGGUGUAAUAGAAUAUGAUUAUUCUAAUCAAUAUCAAUCAAGAAAUCAUUUAUUAUCUGAUUCAACAAUAUAUAAUUCUCAACAAAAAUUCUAUAAUUUACCAUUGAAUUAUUCUUUAUCUUUGAAUUCAUUUAAUGAAAAUAUACCAAGAAAACUUUCAACAUUAACAAAAUGUAUAAAGUAUAUUCAUCAUCAAUUGAUGAAUUCUUCAUUGACAUUUGGUAAUUAUUUAAAAAAUAAACAUGUAUAUAAUAGUCAAACAAAAUUAUUAAUGAUGGAAUCUAAGUUAAAUAUAUAUCAUAAUAGAAAUGAUUGAUUUCUUACGGAUAAUAUUCAACCUGUAUCUUUUUAUGUCAAUAAAUGAAAAUACUCUUCGAAACCUAACUUAUCUGCAUUUUUGUACUUAUUUUUCUGAUAUUUUGAGAAUCUUAAUUUUUCUCAUUAACAACUACUACUGAUGGGUAUAGUUAUUUCAUUAUUUUACCCUUUUUUUCGAUUAUACUCUUCAAUCUCAUAGUAUUUUUACUUUAUAAAACUGAUUAUUUAACAAAUUUUGUUUGUUUUCUUCUUCUUCCAAUUUUUUUUAAUUUUAAACAUUUCUAAACUCUGAACAAAUCGUGUUUCACAAUAUUUGGGCACCGAAUUCAUGUAAGUCAUUAAAGAGCUUGAACCAAAUUGCCAAGUGAAACGUUGGAAUUACUUCAAAUUCUUUCACUAAGAUAUUACAAAUAUAUAUAUUAUUCUUCUUUAAUUUCUAAACUCUGUUUUAUAUUAGACCUUAUGAUUAAACCAAAUAUAGAAUUGCAUUUACUUUCUAUUCUCAUCAUCUACACAAUUCUUCUCAAUGCAUUUUUUUAAAGUUUCUAUUGUUUGUUGUUGUUGUUUUCUCUCUCUUUUUUUCUGUAUUUUUGUUUACAUUUUAAUCCUGAAUCAUUCAUAUUGACUGAUUUUCUACUUUUAUACAUAGAUACAUACAUACAUAGAUAUACAUGCACACACAUAGACACACCCAACAUGUUUCUUUUCUCCAGUUUUGUUAUUGUAUUAUAUGAUUGAUUUCAUUUAUAUUGUUAAGUGUAUAUUCUCUUGUUACUAGUUAAUAAAUAUGUUCUGUUUGUUUUGUUUUUUUUGCUUUGAAAUGUUCCACACACAAAUUUUUUUUUGUUGCAUGAUUAACAUUCAGUAUUAUUUUGUCUAUGAAAUUAGUUUUAUGAAACAAACAAAACAAUAUGUGUAUCUUAUGUUUUAUUUAUUCCCCUCAAUAUACAUACAAAUUUUAA